Molecule: messenger RNA, 780 nt
Organism: Beauveria bassiana ARSEF 2860
Lineage: Eukaryota; Fungi; Ascomycota; Sordariomycetes; Hypocreales; Cordycipitaceae
Product: calcipressin -like protein
Exons: 1
Coding region: 1-780 (259 amino acids)
Biological process (GO): calcium-mediated signaling
Cellular component (GO): cytoplasm; nucleus
Molecular function (GO): calcium-dependent protein serine/threonine phosphatase regulator activity; nucleic acid binding
Source: RefSeq, a predicted model, not a curated record
AUGGAACUGUCACCGAAGCCCAGCCGGUCCUCCUCGACAUCAUCACGCCGCGGCGUCAACCUGACACUGGACUUGUCCAACCUGCCACCGCUUGAGCAGCCGACGCCGCCCUCCAACACGCUUCUCUUUACCAAUCUCGACAAUGUCGACAUCUUCCGCGCCGACAAGCUGCAGUCGCUGCGGGAGCUGAUUCAACGCACCGCCGCCAUCCACGCCUUUGCGCCGCUCAAGUCGUUUCGUCGUAUUCUCAUCUCCUUUUACGACGUCGAGUCGGCCAUCAGCAUCCGCAAGAUCUGGGACGGCGAGGCCAUCAUGGGCUCCCGCGUCCGCAUCUACUUUGGCCACCCCACCCCGCUCCAACCCCGCGCCGACCACCACCUCGCCCUGCCCGACGCCGGCAAGCUCUUCUUCAUCUCUCCGCCCCCGAGCCCCCCGCACGGCUGGGAGGUGCGUCUCGAGGACGCGCCCAACAAGAUGGUCCACGCCGACGACUUGGCCGAGGCCCUCGCUAAACUCGGCCGUGGUGCUUGCAACAACACCCCCGGCAGCUCCUUUGACUCGCCCAUCACUCCGGUCGACGGCGCCGCCGUUGGUCGCACCACUCGAAGUCGCAGCUCGACACUCAUAUACCGUCCCGACGACAACGGCAGCAGCCCGGGCUUGCCCGCCGUCUUUGUCGAAGAUAUGACGGACGAACCCGAGGAGAUGUCGCCUCUGGAAGCCAAGCCCAUCUUGGCGCACACCUCCCGACCACCCGUGGAACUCAUGCACGAUGCUUGA